CCGUGAGCCUGCUGAGCCUCAUCUGCCACCAGCAGCAGCUGUGGGGAAAUUGGCGCAUGUCGAGGUCUGGACACCGCAGGAGCAAGAUGAUGGCCAGAACCCCCCACGUCCCAGUGCUGGGCCCUCAGUGUUGCACCCCGGCAGCCCUCGACAGCUCCACAACACCCUGGGGCAGCUGCCACUACUUAGUGCCUUGCUGGCUGAGCUGUCAGUGCUUGCUGGUGGUGCUAUGCCUGCUGCUGUCCAUCCUCAUCUGGCCUGGCUCUACCAGGCCCCAGGGGCUGGUGGCAUGGCCUCACAGCCUCCCAGCCAUUCCUCUGCCCUUCAGCCUGCAGAGGCAACUGUAGGGCCAGGUGGGAGCAGUGGAGCUGCCAGCCCUCGAGUCAAGCAAGGCCGGCAAGAGGCCACCUCACCAGGGUCUUCUCAGCCUAGGAAAGGACCUAAGAAAGCUGUACCCCAGGGAGAGACAGGCUCUGAAAGGAACUGCAAAACUAAGGAAAACAGACCUCCCAGAAGGAAACUGUUGUAUGGGCUGACAAAUACUCUGAGGUUACGGCUGCAGCGGACCAACCCUGAUAAGCUGAUAAUUCAUGAAAGGAGGGAGCAGUACAGAAAAAAGCAAAUGGAGAUGCUGAAGGAGAGAAGCCCUUUAUUCAAAAGAAAGCUGCUGAGAAAUGCUGGAGAACAGGAUGUGGUUUCUUACAGGCAUUGUAGCAAGGGAGACAGAUCAAAGCAGAAUAAUCAGUUUGACAAAACUGUUGAGACUUCAUUACAAAACACUGCUCUUGCAGAGUACAUUUCUGUGACAGGAUAUGUGUCCCCUGACCUGCAGAAACAAGCUAUUGCAAGUCUAUCGAAGAAUAAUGAAAAUGAAAGCAAGGAAUGUCCAUGCAAAGUAACUACAGCCCCCUUACUGGAGGAAAUGGUAUUAAAAUCUGCUCACAAGGAAAAGUAUGCAAAAGCCCAACUCCCAGCAGCUUUCCCAUCAGAUGCUAAUGCAAAGGGAAGUAAUGAGGAAGCAAUACACUUAAUUCACUGUAAAACCACAGAGCAUGAUGAUGCAUCUGUUAUAAGUGAUCAUAAACCAAGCCUCAGCAGGAGCAUUGAAACCUCUGAAUUCAUAUACUCAGAUGACUUCAUUGCUAGUGCUGAGAGUACAGUUUAUUCAGAAGAUUUCACCAGUUCUGAGUGUACAGACAGAGACUCGGAAGCUCUUGACAGCAGUCCUGAACCUCUGUGGCUUGAAAGCCCAAAGCAAGAUUGGUCAGUUACAGAGCCAGAAUCCAGCAGGUCCAGAAUUUCAAAGACAAGUCAAAGAGCUGAAAGUACUUCAGAUCUUCAGCCAGUUCCUUCAGUUUCAUCCCCAGUCCAGUCUUUGAAGAGAAUCCAUGACUUAAAAAACAGCAAGAGAACUAGUGGUGAAUCUGUUGAUUCACUUAAUGAUACCUCCAUUUGGGCAAGGUUAUUGGAUGAAGAGCAGGAAGCCCGACAGAUCACUAAGGAAGAGAACAGGGGUGAUCAGCAUAUUAAACAAGUGUCUACACUGAGAAGCAAACAAGUUAGCUCUGAUACUGGUCUGAACAUAGGAAAGGGGCAGACCUCUGCAGAAAAAAACCAGUCAGUAAUUCAGGUUAGCUCUUACGUGCCAUCUAAUGUGUCUGAUCUUGAAUUUAGCAUCCUGGAAGACAGCAUGUCAGAUGAAGAGGAUGAUUUUCUGGGAAAACUAUGUGUUCCUAAUCAAUACAAAGACAUCAGUGAACUUGUAAUAAACAAACUUCCAGCAUACACAAUGUAA
Phaethon lepturus (White-tailed tropicbird) is the source of this 1795-nucleotide messenger RNA. It is a transcript of the gene MAP10, whose product is annotated as microtubule-associated protein 10. The annotation marks the transcript as partial. The transcript has a single exon. Gene Ontology annotation, biological process: cytoplasmic microtubule organization; positive regulation of cytokinesis; mitotic spindle midzone assembly. Gene Ontology annotation, molecular function: microtubule binding. The record is from RefSeq and is a predicted model, not a curated record. Gene Ontology annotation, cellular component: midbody; mitotic spindle midzone; mitotic spindle pole. Lineage: Eukaryota; Metazoa; Chordata; Aves; Phaethontiformes; Phaethontidae.